Messenger RNA from Acipenser ruthenus (sterlet), 3540 nucleotides. RefSeq names its product zinc finger protein 391-like. The transcript has 3 exons. The record is from RefSeq and is a predicted model, not a curated record. Gene Ontology annotation, biological process: regulation of transcription by RNA polymerase II. Lineage: Eukaryota; Metazoa; Chordata; Actinopteri; Acipenseriformes; Acipenseridae. Bases 487 to 1779 code for a protein of 430 amino acids. Gene Ontology annotation, molecular function: RNA polymerase II cis-regulatory region sequence-specific DNA binding; DNA-binding transcription factor activity.
UUUCAGGACAUAUUAAAAUAAGCUUUCUGUGUUUAUGUUGGAGAGAGAGAGGGUAGGAGGUGUCGCUGCUGGUUUAUCACCUGCCGUUUUAUUUAGGUUGGGUUAAAAUGUUUCCUAAUGAUUUAUGAUUUUUGUUCGUUUAUUACCUGCACUAGGUUCUGAAACAAGUAGUCCAUUUUUCGUUUUAUUUACUCGGUGUGCAGCGUGCCCACCGUAGCUAUUACGACAAGUUGAACUUGUCAUCGUGUUUUUUUUUUUGUUUUUGUUUUUUACUGAGAUGACAAACGCGUUUUAAGUUCUAGUAUGUUUUCUGCAGGAUUGUGAAAGACGAACGUUACUCCUUGCAAAGUAAAGACUGUUGUAAGUUUUCAUUCUUUUAUCACACGAGAAGAAAUGCUGGUUUUAUAUUAAUGUCAAUUCUCCAGUUAAUACAUAACACAUUAAAAUCAAACAGGAUUCCGCUACGCGAGUCUCAAACCAGUGAAGAUGGACGUCAGCGUCUCCGUGUCGUUCCUUCAAGACGAGCUCGCCUCUACCAUCGAGCACGCAGUGAAAGCGGCUGUAGACACCGUCUUGUGCCAAAUCACAAAAGUUGUCGGCGGCAAAUUCACUGAAUUCCGAAUGGAAAUGGCUGGAAAGGAGAAAGAGAAUGAAAGUCUGAAGCUGAGAUUGGAAAUAUCAGAGAGCGAGUUGAAAGCAGUGCGGGAAUGCAUGAACGCUGCAGAUGCAGACAUCAAACAACCUCUCAGAAACAUGAACCCCGACUGCAAUGAACAAGACUUUCAGAGGAACGAGAACCAGGGAUUAUUUCAAGAUACCAAAGAGAGCCAUGCUAUCCCUAAAUCUGAAGCACAGGAGGGGCCAAGGAUAGAAGCAGCUUACACACAAGAGGAGUCCUUUGACCAGGAGUGGUGUGCAAGUCUAAAGCAGGUUACAGAGCUGACAUGUGUUAAAGAUGAAGAGGUCCCUCGACUGGAAUGUGUUCCUAUUAAAGAGGAAUUCACAGAACAGGAAUGUGUCCCCAUCGCAGAGGAAGUUCCUGCUGAAAAUAAUGUCUGUACACUUGAGGAGAACAACAAGCUGGGAUCCAGCCUGUGUGAUGAUUGUCCACCUGAAUGUGAACUGGGAUUUAGAGCUGCUAAAGGAAAUCUCUCAGGAGGGAGUCCAUUUCCCCGUGCUGAGUGUGGGAAGAGUUUCAGUCGUUUAUCACGGCUUAAAAUCCACCAGCACAGUCACACAGGAGAGAAACCUCAUCAGUGUUCUGAGUGUGGGAAGAGUUUCAGUCGUUUAUCACAGCUUAUAAUCCACCAGCGCAUUCACAAAGGAGAGAAACCUCAUCACUGCACUGAGUGUGGGAAGAGUUUCAGUCAUUUAUCACAGCUUAAAAUCCACCAGCGCAUUCACAAAGGAGAGAAACCUUAUCACUGUUCUGAAUGUCGGAAGAGAUUCACGCAGUUACAAAAUCUUAAAACACACCAGCGUGUUCACACAGGAGUGAAACCUUACCACUGCACUGAGUGUGGGAAGAGAUUCACACAGUUCGGAAAUCUUCAAUCGCACCAGCGCAUUCACACAGGAGAGAAACCUCAUCAGUGUUCUGAGUGUAGGAAGAGUUUCAGUCGUUUAUCGCACCUUAAAGUCCACCAGCGCAUUCACACAGGAGAGAAACCUCAUCACUGUCCUGAAUGUAGGAUGAGUUUCACCUAUCUAAAUUCCUUGAAAGUCCACCAGCGGACUCACCUAAAAGAAAAAUAUCUUCUCAAUGUACUGACUGUUUGAAGAGUUUACGUUAGUUAACAAACCUUAAAAGACGCCAUGAAAUGCUGUGACACGGGUGGCGGUGACGUCAGACCAGAAACACAAACCAAAACAAGGACUGGCGGGGCAAACUGAGAGACUAUGGCACCCAAUACUUUAUUUAAAUAAACACAAAUAAAAGGUUGGCGUUGGCCAAUCAAGUAAACAGCAACAAAUAGUGUCGUGCUCAUUAAAAACCAACACGUCUAGCUAUUGUUAUCUUUUUAAUAAUUUUACCUCCUGUCUCCACUCUUGUUCUCCACUCUGCAGGUCUCUUUAUAUUCUGGACGAGGGGUUAAGUAGCUGUUAAUUAUCUUAUUACCCCUCGGCCAGAGUCUGCACGAGAUUAGUAAGGAUGCGUGACUGUCAGCUAGUUAAAUAAUCAGUAGCUGAUCAGUCACGCAUCCUCACAAGGUUUUUAAAAUACAAACAACAACAGAUAAUGACGGCAGCUUUUCAUCCACGCCGCAAACAAUAAUAAUAAUUCAAUAAAUCAUAACAAAAUUGUGAUGGGGUGCAGCCUAUUUUGUGGUGGUUCUGUGUUUUUUGUAUUGUUUAGAGUGGAUGUGAGUGAGUUUGGGGUGUGGUUCAGUGAGUAUGUGUGGAAUGUGCCUGGGCUAAUGAGGUGCGAAUUGCCCAAUUAGCCCAGGCACCUAUAUAAAAGGGAGUGGUUGGGUAUGUUAGUAGGUGAGUGUUUGUAACAGAGAGAGAGAGAGAGAGUGAGAGAGUGAGAGUUUUUUGGGGUUUGUUUAAAGCCUGUUUUUGUGUUUGUCUUUUUGGUUGGCCAUCGUGCCUUUUUAUUUGUGUUUUGUUAGUUAAAAUAUUUUGGUUUCACUGCACUUUCUGUCUCUUGAGUCUUCCCUCUGCCGCUGUCCUGCCACAAAAAUAUACAAAGGGGAGUGACAGUCUGCCACAAAUGCACACAUGAGUUCAGUCAGUUACUGGGUUUUGAAGGACACAAGAGAAUUCACAGAACUUCAGCCACUUGAUCUAAACACCAGGAGAUCUGACUAAAAUAUUUACUGAAAACAAAAUAAUUCAUUUGCUUGAUAAAUAGUCUUGCUCCAGAUCAUUUCAGAUAGAUUGUAAUUGCUUCUGCAAGAUUCUACUUGUGUCUCAUGCAUUAGGAUUUUUAUAUGUAACUCCUCACAUGUGACCAAGUCUCCAGCUCUUUCAAGUCAGUGCUAAGAUUUGGUCAGUUCUGAGCUUCACACCUCAAACAGUUUUGUUGUUGACAGGCUCUGACUGCGAUAUAUCGCCCCCCGAUAUACAAUUUCACAACCGUUUUGUAUACCUUGAAAAUGUCCCCUCUUGGAAUUCGAAUUCAAAUAAUGAAUUUUGUUUUCAGUGUUUCAUUUUAGCUCGCAUCUAGGCAACGCAAAAAAGGGAUCACUGUUUUAAAUUGUAGUGUACAACUCCCUGCGCAAAUCACCUCCAUAUUCUGCUUUACAAAAAAUAAUUUAAAAUAAUUUUUCCUUAACCUGAAAUAUUCCCUUUAUAUGUUUUCCUUGUGUGAAAUGAAUCCAAAAUAAAUAAAGAAAAAAUUUCUUGAAAAACCUUGUACACGAUAUACCAUUCUUUUUUAAAUGCAGGAAAGGCUGUGUUGCACUGAGGAUGUGUUGCCUGUUCCCUUCAUGCAUUCUUGUUAAAAUGCCGAAAGAGAAACUCUAAAUAACCAGUUAAUAAAUAUAACAAGGAGCUGAAUUGAGUGUGGUGUUGUUGUUGAAAUACAUCUGUAUAUUU